Colius striatus (speckled mousebird) is the source of this 858-nucleotide messenger RNA. RefSeq lists its product as uncharacterized. NCBI's taxonomy places the organism in Eukaryota, Metazoa, Chordata, Aves, Coliiformes, Coliidae. The transcript has 5 exons. The coding region runs from base 1 to 858 and encodes 285 amino acids. The record is from RefSeq and is a predicted model, not a curated record.
AUGGCCACCACACAGUGCCCGGAGGAGGCGCCGGGACAGGAUGGGACAGAGUGUGGCUGCCAGGAGCCCUCUGCAGACACCUCGUUCCAAACUCACCCGUGUCUGAGGCGCUUUCCCCAGUGUCUCCCAUCCCCAUGGCAGCAGCCCUCGAGGCCAGGCCUCAGCGGGAUGGAGAAGAGACCCCCCAAAGUGCCCAGGAUAGCCUGGGAGGAAAAGAAGGAACACCCUGGGGCUGCUGCAGCAUGGCAGCCCAAUGAGGUAGAGGAGGUGCAGCCCCUGCAGGCGGACUGGAACCUGCUAGAAGAGGAGCAGCCAAGUAAUGUGUCUUCCGAGCAUGUGCUGGACAAGAGCCUUUCGGAACUGGCCCUCGGGGACCCCCAUGAUGCGGUGGUGACCCUCCUGCACCGGGCCCCGUUGUGUGACAGAGAGGCUGCGGCCAUCUGGAGGCAGAUGGUCUCCACGAGCAGGAGACCAGAGAAGGUGCUGCGGGAGCUGCUCCGUGUGCUGGAGGACUGGCCCCUGCACCGCACGUCCACCUCUGACGGCGACAGCAUCCACAUCUGUGCCCUGGCCGCAACCAGAGCCCUGCAGGAGAUCAGCCGGAUGCCCCAGCUCCCACUGUGCUUCCCACUGUUUUUCCCCCGCUUCUUCCGGGCUUUGCUCUUCCAAGUUUUCUGCAGCAUGGAGGAGCUGCCCGAGGAGGUCCAUGCCUUGUGGUUUGCGAUGCAGACCCUGAAAAUCCUGCUCUGCCGCCUGGGCCUUGAGGAUGUGGUGCUUGAAGCCCAGCGCAAGUGUGUCUGGGACACACUGCUCUACCCUGAGACCCGGCACUGUGCCAUGAGGAUACUGGCCAGGUGA